This is a messenger RNA of Paraphaeosphaeria sporulosa, 1365 nucleotides long. RefSeq lists its product as uncharacterized. The record is from RefSeq and is a predicted model, not a curated record. NCBI's taxonomy places the organism in Eukaryota, Fungi, Ascomycota, Dothideomycetes, Pleosporales, Didymosphaeriaceae. The transcript is spliced from 4 exons. Bases 1 to 1365 code for a protein of 454 amino acids.
AUGUCAGCUCUAGAUGAAAUGAAGAAGCAGAAUGCUGCGCUUCAAGCUGGCGUAGCAAACCUUCAAAAGGUCGCGGGAAGUGGAGCUUCCACUGCGAAGAAGGCGCCCGCAUCAGCUGCAAAAACCACAACUUCAACAACACAGAAGCCUGUGACACCAGUCAAGAAGGCUACGCCCGCCAUAGCAAAGACUGCAGGAACGACAGCUACGCCGGUGAAAAAAGCACCUGCAAAACUUAACAAAACAGCAUCUGGUGCGGCAUCACAGACCUCGACUACCCCCGCGAAGACCACGCCUCUGAAACCUUCUACACCCGCGGCCGCCAAAAAGGCGGUAUCCUCCACUACAUCUAAUGCGACGCCUGCGAAGAAGACAUCCGUAGCUGCCAGUAAGACGGCAGCCAGCGAUGCAACCAAACCCGCCCCGAAGACGCCGGUUGCGGCGAAGAAAACGACAUCUGCAUCAACAACAUCCGCGCCAGCAGUAAAGGGGCCCAACAUCAAGAACCAAGCCAGUGCAGCGCCAAAACUAAAUGCCGCAAAGACCACGCCCGUGAAGUCUGCAACCACCGCAACCUCCACCACUUCGAAAGCAACACCCGUCAAGAAGACUCCAGCCAAAUCAACCUCAGCCGUCAAUGCCGACGGCACGAAACCCACACCCGCCGCAGUGAAAAAGACAGGACAGACUACCACCCCGAAGAAGCCUGGCAUGGUCGGAACUGCCUCAAAUGCGGUUACUGGUGGGCUGAACAAGGGCACUGGUCUCGCCACGGGAACUGUGAACACAGUAGCCGACAGCGCUACUACCGGGCUCAACAGCACGGUCAACGGCAUCACGGGCAUAGCAGGAAAGGGACUCGACAAAGUGCCCGCCGGCAUCGGCAAGCCUGUGAAGCAUGUUACAGACAACGUGGGGAAGACUGCCACUGGCGCAGUCGACGGCCUUUACAACACCGCGGGAUAUGCCACCAAGGGCGUCCAAGGCACCGUCAGCAAAACCACCGGCGCCAUCGGCAAAGGCGACAUCAAAGGCACAGCCAGCGGCCUCGGCUCUGGCGUGGGCAACACGGUCGGCGGAGUGGGGAAGGGCCUCGGCGGCACCAUCGACGGCGCGGUCGGAGGAGUGGGGCGUACAGUCGGCGGGCCCGUCGGAGAUGUCGUGGGUGGAAUUGGAAAAGGAGCGGGGGACGCGAUCGGAGGGAUCGCUGGCGGACUGGGUGAUGGCGUAGGGAAGCUGACCAAGGGGGAUUUUGUGGGCGGCGUGGGCAGCACGCUUGGGGGUGUGCAGAAGGGAGUUGGCGGACUCUUGGGCGGCGUGUUUGGCGGCGUGGGUGGGAAAGCGGACGAGGAUGAGGAGAAGUGA